Molecule: messenger RNA, 3043 nt
Organism: Astyanax mexicanus (Mexican tetra)
Lineage: Eukaryota; Metazoa; Chordata; Actinopteri; Characiformes; Acestrorhamphidae
Product: serine protease
Exons: 3
Coding region: 1144-1983 (279 amino acids)
Biological process (GO): proteolysis
Molecular function (GO): serine-type endopeptidase activity
Source: RefSeq, a predicted model, not a curated record
AAUAAUAAUAAUAAUGAUGAAAAUAGUAAAAACAACAAUAAUAACAAUAGUAAUAAUAAAAAUUAUAGUGAUUAUAAUGAUCAAGUAUAAUAAUAUUAACAGUUCUUUAUUAGGGGAGUUACUCACUGUCUUUCAGGCGGUGACAAGUUGCCACAUAUUUGGCAGCAAGAGGUGCUGUUUUAUCUUCACCAAGAAAUAUUUUUGCCAAUUCACAUUCGCUCAGGGUUUUUAGGGUUUGGGUGAAAUUGUUUCUAAUAAGGUUAUAUUUUGUACAGUGCAGGAGGAAGUGCAGUUCUGUCUCGACCUCACCGCUCUCACAGUGACCACACACUCGUUCUUCUCUGGGCAGCCAGGACUGUUACCUGCCGGUCUCUACGGCCAGGCUGUGGUCACUGAGCCGGUACUUGGUCAGGAUCUGUCUCUGCUGUGGAUCUCUGACGGUGUAGAAUAUUCUGCUAAUUCAUACUGUCUGUUUAGGGCCCGAUAGCAUUCUAAUUUGGACUGGGUUCUGGUGUGGUUGUCCCAGUGUUGUAGAUAGUCUGAUUUGGUCUGUUCGAUGAUUUGGUGGACUCUGAUUGGACUUUGGUCAGCAGUGCUGGACUGAGGCUGUGGUGUGUUAGGGGUCAGUGGGUUAGUUAAUCUCAGAACCCUCUCAAUUCAAUUCAACAGUGCUUUAUUGGCAUGAAUGUAAAAGUCAACACUAUUGCCAAAGCAUAAAACAGAAAACAAACAAUAAUAAUAAUUAAUAAUAAAUAAUUAAAAGAAAGAUUACAUAUAUACAAUUACACCAACAGAAAUGAUUAUUUACAGGAUUAACACUUAUAAUUAUUAUUAAUGAUCAUUCAAAUAGAAGGAAAUAAGAGUGUGGAGACUUUAUAAAUGUGUAAUAAUAUCAAUGAAUCAGUAAUAUUAGAAAUGAGUUAUAAUAAUUUAUAUUGUGUGGUUUUGUCCACACUGGUUGUCCCUCAGGUUGUGACAGUCUGUAACAUAUCGAGCUGCCUGAGUGAUCAGCUCUCUCUUCUCUCCCAGUAUAUACUGGAGCUUCUCAGAGUCUGAGCAGAGCUGGAACUCAGGGCAGACUCUGCUCGUUCUCUGGUAGAACCGGGUUCUCACAGACUCAUAUCUAGAACAUUCUGUGAGGAAAUGCAGCUCUGUCUCCACCACUGCGAGAUCACAGUGAGAGCACAGCCUGGCCUCUCUGGGAGCCCAGCUCUGUCUGUGAUGCCCAGUUUCUACAGCCAGACCGUGCUCACUGAGUCUGUAUCCAGAAGUCCACUAGUUCUCUUUGUAUCCACGCAUGCGCCGCGCAGUGGCAGCAAGUCCAAACAGCUCGUAUUUUCUUUGCGUAUAUUUGUGUAUGUGUUUACUUUGUUUUUGUUUGGAGUAGGUUAUACUCUGAGUAUGUGCCUGUAUAAGUACACUAGAGCGGAGCUUCUACAGUUACGGCUUAAAUCGAGUGGGAUUAAACACCCUAUACCGCCUGAACUUAGGAAACCUUUCCGUGGUUGCCGUGCUGGGGCGAAGCUAAAGGCUAGGAGAUGGAGAUAUAAGCCGUUCCUACCAUCCAUUAUAAUGGUCUCUCUGCAGGGCGUGGGCACACUGCAGCAGGUACAGGUGCCAAUCAUCGGCCAAUCAGCAUGUCAGGAGAUGUUUACAGGAGAAAAAUUCGGCAUUCGGCAUGACAUGAUCUGCGCUGGUUACAAAGAGGGGGGCAAAGAUUCCUGCCAGGGUGAUUCUGGAGGUCCUCUGGUGUGUCUGUCGGAGAGUGGUAAAUGGGUUCAGGCCGGGAUCGUGAGCUUUGGUCUAGGCUGCGCUCAGCCCAAUCGGCCGGGAGUCUACGCCAGGGUGUCUGCCUUCAGCAGCUUCAUCCAGAACAACGUAAAGGGACUGCGUCUGUACAGCGCAGCGCCGCAGAACUGGAGCGGCUGGAUCGUAACACUGAUCAGGACUAUCUCUAUGUUGGUGAUUGUACUGCUAACUUAAUACCAAAAUGAAUGACUUAUGAAAUGAAAGGCAGCGAGAUAUGAAGAGGUAACGCAUACUGUGAUUAUUGUUCCAGCCUCGAUCUGCAGGCAUCUCAUUUUUAUCACUUACUGACCUGCCACUCUACUUUCCUGUCUAGAGCCGGUACUCCAAUAACAACCGGAGAACAGUAACCAAUUUGGCUGGAAAUGUACAGUACAGGCUAAAGGUUUGGACACACCUUCUCUUUUUCAGUUCGUUUUCUUUAUUUUCAUGACUAUUUACAUUGUAGAUUCUCACUGAAGCAUCAAAACUAUGAAUGAACACAUGUGAAGUUUUAUGUACUUAACUAAAUAGUCUCUCUUUGCUCUGAUUACUGCUUUGCACACUCUUGGCAUCAUUCUCUCAAAGAGCUUCAAGAGGUGGCCACCUGAAAUGAAAAGUUUUCCGACAGUCUUGAAGGAAGGAGUUCCCAGAGGUGUUUAUUAGCACUUGUUGCGCCUUUGCCUUCUUCAGUCUGUACUCAGCUCACCCCAAACCUGGAUCUGGAUUGGGUUCAGGUCCGGUGACUGUGGAGGACAGUUUAUUUUUUGUUAAGUACAUAAAACUCCACAUGUAUUCAUUCUUAGUUUUGAUGCUUCAGUGAGAAUCUACAAUGUAAAUAUCAGUCAUGAAAAUAAAAAAAAGGCAUUGAAAAAGAGAAGGUGUGUCCAAACCUUUGGCCUGUACUGUAUGUAUAUAUGUAGUGUGUGUUUGUGUAUAAUUUGCUCUUUUUUUACACUGGAAGUUAAUGAAUGAACAUGAAUGAACCUAAAUCCUGUUAAGUUGAGAAGAACAGUAAAUGAAUCUGUCUGAAACUACAACUCUGGAUAAUGCCUAUAUCUGAUUCUCCACAUAUUUUGUAGAGAAAACGGCCUUAAUUAGAAUCACCCGAAUUAUAGAAAAUAGAUAAAGUACAAAGCUGAUGCUUUUUGUUAAUGAAAUGUUUAUGUAUUUAUUAAUUUGGAACCUUCAUUUUAUCCAGUUUGUCUUAUAUAGCUUGUAAUCUUUUGUUGUAAAUAAAGAGUCUUGUAAAACCUUG